Molecule: messenger RNA, 746 nt
Organism: Sus scrofa (pig)
Lineage: Eukaryota; Metazoa; Chordata; Mammalia; Artiodactyla; Suidae
Gene: GKN1
Product: gastrokine 1
Source: RefSeq, marked validated
AUGCCUGACUUCUCACUUCAUUGCAUUGGUGAAGCCAAGAUGAAGUUCACAAUUGCCUUUGCUGGACUUCUUGGUGUCUUCCUGACUCCUGCCCUUGCUGACUAUAGUAUCAGUGUCAACGAUGACGGCAACAGUGGUGGAAGUGGGCAGCAGUCAGUGAGUGUCAACAAUGAACACAACGUGGCCAACGUUGACAAUAACAAUGGAUGGAACUCCUGGAAUGCCCUCUGGGACUAUAGAACUGGCUUUGCUGUAACCAGACUCUUCGAGAAGAAGUCAUGCAUUGUGCACAAAAUGAAGAAGGAAGCCAUGCCCUCCCUUCAAGCCCUUGAUGCGCUGGUCAAGGAAAAGAAGCUUCAGGGUAAGGGCCCAGGGGGACCACCUCCCAAGAGCCUGAGGUACUCAGUCAACCCCAACAGAGUCGACAACCUGGACAAGUUUGGAAAAUCCAUCGUUGCCAUGUGCAAGGGGAUUCCAACAUACAUGGCUGAAGAGAUUCAAGGAGCAAACCUGAUUUCGUACUCAGAAAAGUGCAUCAGUGCCAAUAUACUCUGGAUUCUUAACAUUUCCUUCUGUGGAGGAAUAGCGGAGAACUAAAAAAAAGAAAGAAAGAAAAAAAUUUGCUAUGGGUUUAGCCAUCAAGAAUAUUCUAGGCAGAAAUUAUGGGUUCUAAUGGUUUUUAUCUUGUCAUUCUGAAAUGUUUUCUUCUAGUUGAAGUCUAAAUAAACCUAUUUAGCACUGACGUC